Messenger RNA from Xenopus laevis (African clawed frog), 1967 nucleotides. It is a transcript of the gene glt8d2.S, whose product is annotated as glycosyltransferase 8 domain containing 2 S homeolog. The transcript is spliced from 10 exons. Gene Ontology annotation, cellular component: membrane; Golgi apparatus. Lineage: Eukaryota; Metazoa; Chordata; Amphibia; Anura; Pipidae. Gene Ontology annotation, molecular function: glycosyltransferase activity. The coding region runs from base 863 to 1900 and encodes 345 amino acids. The record is from RefSeq and is a predicted model, not a curated record.
UCUAAUUUUUCAUUGCUAGUAAUUAUCCGAAUUUUUGGUGGUUUUAGAGAGAUUCAUAUUUUUUCUGCGCUUUUUUCCAUUCAUACUUUUUAUAUUCAGAUCUUUUAAUACUAGUUUGUUUUUGUAGUAUACUCAAGAAUGUGUUGUCUGUCACUGCUGUGUUCAUUCAUAAAGAUGCAAGCUUUUUUAUUUUCUAUUUUUCCUGUCCAUCUGGGUGUUUGAGGAACCAAUGCAGUCUUCCAUGGAUUUUAUUAUACCUCCCAGCCAGCCCUAGCACUCCAGACUUUUUUUUUUCUUUUUUAAAAUUGCAUCAUUACUUUAAUAGGAUAAGAUAAUGGGCCAAUCACAUUGGAUUCACAGCUCUAAUGUACUGUAGGCUCACGAUACAGCACUUGUAAUAUGAGCCUUAUAUACCCACGAAAAAGUGUGCUAAGCAUUUUUGCACAACUCCGGCAGUGAUGGCGUUCCAAUUAUUUCACUUUCUGUGCCCUUGUUAACUGAAUAAUUGUUUCUGCUGUGCUUUUUGUCACAUUAGGAAAGCAGAAAUCUAUAUGCAGAUCACCAGACAGUUGUGCAGAGGUUGGAUUGUUCACAUCUGGAACUCAUUUCCCUGGCUGUCUCCAUUAGCAAAUGCAGCAUUUUAUUGUUCGGAGCAGCACAUCAACCUGCACUGAACAAAGAACCAACUUUUUCGCCGGCAGUAGACAGAACACCCACUGCAGAUUUAAGAACUUUUACUGUUUUUGAAUGCAGUUACGGAGGUUGAACUGAAAGAAAAUCAACUUUAUUAUUGAAACAAUGUCUGAUACCAAAGACUGUCCUGAAAGGAAUCAUCAUUGGUGAUCCAGUUAAAUUUGUCCUUAUGGCUGUUUUUAAGAGAAUUAACCAGAUUCUUCUGUUUCUGCUUGUAUUGGCAUUUUUUGCAAUAUGGUACAGUACAGUAUACAAGGUUUCCAGACACAAAGAAGAUGAAGAUGCAGAUGAAGAAACAGAGGAAGAUGUCAUUCCAGUUGUUAUAUGCGCUGCCAGGAAUCGCAUGGGGGCAACCAUAGCUGCAAUCAACAGCAUCUACAGUAACACUGAAGCCAAUGUGCUGUUCUAUAUAGUUGGCUUGAAAAAUUCAGUAGUGCACAUAAGGAAAUGGAUUGAGGGCACUCAGUUAAAUAAAAUACAUUUUAAAGUAGUGGAAUUCAAUCCAUUGGUGCUUAAAGGCAAAGUGAGACCUGAUGCAGCUUUCCCUGAGCUUCUCCAGCCUUUGAACUUCGUUCGUUUUUACUUACCACUCCUCAUCCAAGAACACGAGAAGGUGAUUUAUCUGGAUGAUGAUGUCAUUGUAUUAGGGAACAUCCAGGAGCUUUACGAGACAAAAAUAUCUAGAGGACACGCAGCUGCAUUUUCUGAGGAUUGUGAUUUACGUACAGCACAGGAUAUAGUGCACAAAGAAGGCAUACAGAACACAUAUAUGGGUUUUCUCGACUACAGAAAAAAAGCCAUUCAGAAUCUUCACAUCAGUCCAAGCACCUGCUCGUUCAACCCAGGAGUGUUUGUGGCCAAUUUGACAGAGUGGAGAGAGCAACAUAUCACCAAACAGCUGGAGAAAUGGAUGAAGAAAAAUGUUGAAGAAAAUCUCUAUAGCAGCAACAUUGGUGGUGGUGUGGCCACUCCUCCCAUGCUCAUUGUGUUUCAUGAAAAAUACUCACCUGUUACCCCAUACUGGCACAUUCGAUAUCUGGGUUGGAACCCUGAUAGCCCUAUGCCUGAGAAUGUUCUUCGGGAAGCAAAACUGCUCCAUUGGAACGGAAGAUACAAGCCUUGGCAACAUGCCCAUUCCCAUGCCGAUCUGUGGGACAAAUGGUUUAUCCCUGAUCCCACCGGAAACUUUCAGAUACGCAAACUCUAACACCUAGAACUCAAAAUGCCAUGCAAAUUGCUGGCUUAAAAUAAACACCAAGCCUACAAUUCCUUCA